Molecule: messenger RNA, 3760 nt
Organism: Helianthus annuus (common sunflower)
Lineage: Eukaryota; Viridiplantae; Streptophyta; Magnoliopsida; Asterales; Asteraceae
Product: protein PHYTOCHROME-DEPENDENT LATE-FLOWERING
Exons: 12
Coding region: 53-3592 (1179 amino acids)
Biological process (GO): regulation of transcription by RNA polymerase II
Cellular component (GO): SAGA complex
Molecular function (GO): transcription coregulator activity
Source: RefSeq, a predicted model, not a curated record
GAAUCCUCAAAUGAUGCAACUCAAAACCUCCGAUUCCAUUUGAUAACUAACAAUGGGGGUUUCCUUCAAGGUUUCCAAAAAAGGCACUCGAUUUCGGCCCAAACCUAAACCUCAACUCCUUACACACGAACAUGUCGAUCCACCUUCUCAAAUUCACACCAAUCAAUCCGUUAUUUCGACUCCAAAACCAUCGGUUGAUGUUACGGAAAACAAAAAAGAUGAUGCCGAAAUUUCAGAUGCGGACAUUUCUUUCUUCAUAAAUCUCUUUCCAGAUGGAUAUUCGAUUGGAAACCCGUCUGAGAAUCGAGCUAAUCAAGCCACUGUACAAGAUGAUCCGAAGUUCUUGCACCCAUAUGAUCGGACAUCAGAAAGCAUGUUUACGGCUAUUGAGCGUGGCUUGUUACCUGCUGAUUUUUUGGAUGAUAUACCAUGCAAAUAUGUCAAUGGAACAGUUGCUUGUGUGGUGCGAGAUUACAGAAAUUGUGGGUUGGAAGCAGGAGUUAAUGGUUCUUCUGCAGAUUCAUCAACACCUAUUACUUCCAAAAUACGUCUUAAAAUGUCGUUAGAGAAUGUAGUGAAAGAUAUGCAUCUGAUUUCUAAUAGUUCUUGGACUUAUGGUGAUUUAAUGGAAGCAGAGGCCCGUAUAUUGAUGGCCCUAAAUCCGAAGCUAGAUCUUGACCCGUUUCCCAAUGUGGAUAGACUCUGCAAACCUCCAACUUCCACGAAUCUGAACUUGAAUAUUCGGGAACUUAGACGGAAGAGGUUGAGACAGAUGUCGGGCUUAGAAAAUCCGGCCAACGGGAAGAAGCUUUGCAUGGACCGAGGCCCAGAAAACUCAAAUGUGGGCCCCAUGGUGCAGCAGCCACCCGAUCUUGUGAACCAAACCAUCCAAAACACCGUUCCCGCAUCUUCUUCAUUAUCUUAUCAACCAAAAUAUCAAAUAACGUCUGGAUUAGCGCCUGUUCAAGACAUGAUGAAUUCGUAUACCGACUCUAUGAAUUCAAAUUUAGGUAAGAGAGAAAACCAAGAUGGUCAACUGUCCCCUAUGACAGGUUUGACCAAAAGAGCUAGGUCAAAUUCAAUGGGUCUUGACGGAAGUCAACAACCGCAAAUGGAUGUAUUCGAUUCACUCAUGCAGCAGCAACAUCAAUCGAUCGGGAGAGCGACUCAGUUACCUAAUAAUACCGGAAUCCAAAAGUAUCCAUUUGACGGAAGUUUUAAUCAGGAUCCAUUUACAACGGGCCAACCCGGAAGCAGAUACAAUCUAAAGCAAGAACCUGUGGACUCUGAGCUAAAUCGAAACAUGCAUAUGGUGGAUUCAGGUGUUGACCCGCGACUACAGCAACGGCUGAAUUCGCAGUUCGCAAGAUCCAACUUCCCUCCAAUUCCAUGGAAUAAUAAUAAUCUGGAUAAUUCUCGAAAAGAUGAUCAGUUUCAGAGACGGAAAUCAGCUCAAAGUCCGCGUGUAUCUUCUGGGGCGUUGCCGCAAUCUCCACUGUCGUCAAAAUCAGGGGAAUUUUCCAGCGGGUCUCAUGGCGGGCAGUACGGGGCACCUUCAGCGAUGGGAUCAUCCCAACGGGACAAAUCAGCCGUGACUUCAGUUCUAGCUGCUGGUGGGGUGGGAUCUAUUACUAAUAACGCUCAAAUGGCAGGCAGGAGAUCAAAUUCUGUCCCGCAAACCCCUGCUAUUAGCGGGGUAGGAUCUCCGGCUAGUGUCGGUAACGUUGGUGGGCCCUUUAAUGCCGCCAGUCCUCUUGUUGGAAAAGAUUUUGAAAAAACCAUGCGUGAUAAAUUCUCCAAAAUCGAGUUGUUAACCGUCAGGCAUCAAUUGAACGUUAAAAAGAACAAGGUCGAUGAGUACAAAGAAACUACAACGUUUCCUACUCAACAAUUGAAUCAUUUUCUCUAUAACGAUCAAAAUAACGAAAACCCGAAAGAUGAAGACUGCAAAAUGCCUUUGUCUAAAUCGCUUGUGGGAGGGAGCAUGAAUGUUUGCAAGACCAGAGUUUUAAAUUUCAAGCAGGAUGAACGUGUACUCCAAGGAAAUGGGUACGUAGUUGUGCCAAAAUCACGAACUAGAAUGAUAUUGUCGGAAAAACGAGACGAUGGCACUGUUGCAAUGCAUUAUGGAGAGUUGGAUGAUUAUGAUUACUCGUCAGUAGAAGAAUACCUUCCUACCCUUCCAAAUACUCACGUUGCCGACUUGCUUGCAGCGCAGUUCUGCACACUGAUAAUUCGUGAAGGUUAUGAAGUUGAAGGCGAUCAUCUUCAACCAAAGCCAACUAAUAUUGUUCGAUCUUCUGGUGAUCAACCUAAUAACAAUGCAUCUGUAAUCACCCCCAAAGUUGAAAUCCCGGAAUCGGUUUCAGGCCAGCCGUCUAACGAAAUUGCAAAACCAACCGAUAGUGGACCAAAUAAUAAUAACGGAUCAGUAAAUUCAUCAGGUGCAAGAAUGCAUCCACCCGCAAACUCACAACCGCUGCAAAUUCCUCAGGGUGGGUUACCAGCACGACCGAUGCAACCGGACUCACAACCGUCGUUCCAACAAAACCCGCACUUGAUGCAACAACAGCUGCAAAGAUCGUCAGCUAUGAUGCUUGGAUCAAAUCCGUUAUCGCAUUUAAACGCAAUGGGACAGAAUUCAAACAUGCAACAAUUAGGUCAUAUGUUGAAUAAACCGUCCGCGCUACAGCUUCAAAUGUUGCAGCAACAACAACCGCUUCAAAUGCAGAGGAAAAUGAUGAUGGGACUUGGUAAUGCUGGGAAUAAUAUGGUUGGGCUUCAAGGUAUGGGGAAUAUGAUGGGUGGGACCCGUGGAAUUUCGCCGCAAAUGACGGGGGCGAUUUCAGGAAUGGGUAAUAAUAUGGGUCAGAACCCGAUGAGUAUGAGUCAGGCGUCGAAUUUUAGUAACAUGAUAAGCCAGCAUCUUAGGUCUGGGCAAAUUUCGCCAGCUCAGGCUGCGAUUAUGACGACAAAGCUUAGAAUGACACAGAACCGGAAUAUGUUAGGUGGGGCCGCAGGGCAAUCUGGUAAUAUUACUGGGUUGACGGGUGCUAAUCGGCAGGUGCAUCCGGGGUCCGGUAACUACUCGAUGCUGGGUCCCAAUAUGAACCGAGGUAACAACAUUAACAACAUGAACAUGAACCCAAUGCAACGCACCAACAUGGCCCCACCAAAAUUGAUAUCGGGGAUGAACGCUUACAUGAAUCCGCAACAACAGCAGCAGCAGUUACCACAACAGCAAAUGCCACAUCAGCAAUUACCGCAGCAACAGCAAAUGCCACAUCAGCAAUUACCACAGCAGCAGCAAGAAUCAACAUCACCGUUACAAGCAGUUCUAUCGCCACCUCAGCAGGUGGGUUCACCGUCAAUGGGACUACCGCCCCAACAACAGGCUAGCCCCCAGCAAAUGAGUGCGCGAACCCCGAUGAGCCCGCAGUUAAGCUCUGGAACCAUCCAGCCGCCAAUGAGUGCGGGUAAUCAAGAGGCGAAUUGUCCUGCAAGCCCGCAGUUGAGUUCACAGACCAUGGGGUCUGUUAGUAGUAUGGCGAAUUCACCAAUGGAUAUGCAGGGUGUCAAUAAGAGUAGCUAGCGCGAUUCGUAGUAAUAUUUUGUGUUUUUUUAAAGUAAGUUUGUGUAAUGGAGAAUAGUAUAUGCGAGUAUAGAUGUGUACAUGUAUAUGCUUGAACCUUGGACCAUAUAUAUGGUCUAAUGUCUACAUUUAAAUGUUUCAUAAUAUCAACAUUUAGGAUUUUUCUUA